Messenger RNA from Carassius gibelio (silver crucian carp), 1868 nucleotides. RefSeq names its product ankyrin repeat domain 45 (gene ankrd45). The coding region runs from base 38 to 712 and encodes 224 amino acids. Lineage: Eukaryota; Metazoa; Chordata; Actinopteri; Cypriniformes; Cyprinidae. The transcript is spliced from 5 exons. The record is from RefSeq and is a predicted model, not a curated record. Gene Ontology annotation, molecular function: protein binding.
GCCAUAGAGACAGCGAAACACACAAUCACUCUUCAGCAUGAUGCGGUCAACUGAGGAGAAAACUGUACUUUUAUGUGCUUUAGAUGAUGAUUUAGAGGGACUUACGAGUCUUUUGGAAAGCAAGAGCGCCAACGAUACUCAGCAAUCAGAGAAUAUUUUGUGGGAAAAAGAUGAUGUUGGUAGAAAUGCGCUGUUUGCUGCGUGUACACUCGGACGGAGCCGAAUAGUGCGCGAGCUCGUGCGGAACGGCGCUGACGUCAAUAAUCUCACGGCGCGCGGCUACUCAGCAUUGCAUUAUUCUGCCAUGUGGGGUCAGCUGGACACUUUAAAAACUUUGGUUGAGCUCAAGGCUGAUUUCCAAGCGAUCAGUUUCCGGGGAGAGAAGGCUGUCGAUGUGGCCCGGCGUUAUCACAAACUGGACUGUGCAGAGUAUCUGGCAUGGGCUGAGGCCAAACAAAGUUUGCAAGCAUUAGUAGAAGAUAUCAGAAACAUUAUAACUGAUCCAGAGAAAGUUCAAGGGAAGCUCAAUAAAGAGGACAAGACCGUGUGUAUAAACACCUGUUCGGCAAAAUCUGACUGGAUACACAACACCAAAAAUGCAACAAUUCAAGACUUCAUUGAACAGAAGAAGCACCUCGAAGACAUACUGGCACCUGUUCUGCUCAAGCUUAACACACAAUCUGAAGCCACAGUAAAGACAAGAAAGCCUUAGAACUUCAUUGCACAGAGGCAUUAUGUCGUUCAAAUGACAAAAAAUUGGUUACAUUAACUCAAUAGAUGUUCUGCAUUUAGACUUUUCAAAUAUUAAUAAUUAGACCCUAAAAUAAAUAUUGUAUGAUUCCUGACAUAGAAUUGCAACACUAUUUUAUCUGAAAAAAAGAAAGCUUUUAACUGCUGUUUAAUGAAUGUUUACUUUAGAACAUGUAUUGCACAAUUUUCAAUUAUUAACUGAUAAAGAGAAUCAAGGUCAUAUAAACAAGAAAAAAAUUACUGUGUCAGACAAAUUUUUUUAGCAGAGCUGUUGGCUGAUGUUCUUGUGAUGCGCUUAAUAAACACUAGAUGGAGACAGAGGCCGCGAUUCGUGGUUAGCUAAAUCAUUUCUCAGUAUCGCCAAAAUUGUCUUAAUGUCUACAAAACGUGUUAUUCAAGAACAAAAUACAACGCCUAUUAAUGUCAAAUCAACUUAAAUACAUUAUGACAUUACUGCACGAGGUUAACCAGCAGAUGUCUCAAAGACUCGAUAAUCAUUUAAUAUCUGUCUUACAAUAUCGAUCGAUGCUAUCUCAAUUCGUCCUUAUUUAAAAUGUAACAAAUAAAUAAUAUUUCUAAAAAAAAAAUAAUAAUUAUAAUGAAUUUUAAUUGAUGUCUGAAGCGGUUUAAAACAUAAAUUCGUGUUGAUCGAGUCACUCGGUCAUCGUCUAGUUUCCCCUGAAUCCCAGCGCACAGGCUGGCGAUGACAUGUGAUUGAGCUGGAAAAGCGGUUUGGAUUUGGAAGUGUGAAAAGGGCUGUCUGUCCUCACCACAGGACCGGGAAGAAGGGAGGGAGUCCCAAACAACGACUCACGCGUAAAGUGGACGACAGAACAAUAAACCGGUACUUGCUGUUAAUUUGGUGAUUACUGACGCAAACACAAUGCAGUAAACUCCUGCCGUCGAUCCAGGAAAACCGACGCCUGGAUUCAUUCAUGGACACACUCAAGAAACAGCGGUCCAUCCGGAUAUAACUUCAAGAACUGCUGCUUGUUGCUUCUGUUUUAACUUUUGGCUGCUGAUUCUGUCUUAAGAAAAGGGUGAUCUAAACUUUGCACUUUCGUAUGUUUUAGGUUUUAUAAGUGUUUACACUAUAAAAGCUUCUCUUUUUUUAUUUA